CUCCACCCAUCCCAAGAAGAGCCGCCCUACCUAUUCCUUCUCCCCGCCGUCGAGCUGCCCAACCCAGAGCACCAGCAGCCCUCACCUCCUUCCUCUCGGCCGGUCCUUCCAACGAGCCCGCUGGUCUUGGAGCCGCCACCGUUCUCGUUCUGGACGAACGUUCAAGGAGAUUGCAUUUGUGGAUGCUCUAAUGGAGUCGAAAGGUGGCAAGAAGUCUAGUAGUAGUAGUAGUAAUUUCAUGUACGAAGCUCCCCUUGGCUACAAGAUCGAGGACGUUCGCCCAGCCGGAGGAAUCAAGAAGUUCCAGACUGCUGCUUAUUCCAACUGCGUCCGCCAGCCAUCCUGAUAUCGCCUCACAUGCAAUUCGCGGUAGAGUAGGAUUUUAAUUCAGUUUUCCUCUUGUGUCGGUAGUUUUCCGUUGGCUCUGGCUGCCUUCCUCUGCUUCUGAGAUUCCAACUUGUCUUGCCCAUCUCUCCUUUUCCUCUCUCAUCCUCUCUUUCUUGCAACGUCAUCCAGUGGCGAUGUCUUCAGCAGAUUCUUGUGUCUCUUCUCCUGCCUCCCCUAUUGGCUUUGAGGGCUAUGAGAAACGCCUCGAGAUCACGUUCUCUGACGCGCCUGUUUUUGAGGACCCUUGUGGUCGUGGCCUGCGCGCCCUCUCCCGUGAGCAGAUCGACUCGUUUCUGGAUCUCGCACGGUGCACCAUAGUGUCACAGCUCUCCAACGAGAGCUUCGACUCAUAUGUUCUGUCCGAGUCCAGCCUCUUUGUGUAUCCCCACAAGGUUGUUCUGAAGACCUGUGGGACGACGAAGCUGCUGCUCGCCAUUCCUCGCAUCCUUGAGCUUGCUGCAGGGCUGUCACUGCCUCUUCUUUCUGCGAAGUACUCUCGUGGGACCUUCAUCUUCCCCGGCGCGCAGCCCGCGCCACACCGCAGCUUCUCGGAGGAGGUAUCUGUGCUGAACGCUUUCUUUGGUAACCUCAAGUCCGGUGGCAAUGCCUACCUGAUCGGUGAACCGUUCAAGCCCAACAAGAAGUGGCAUGUCUACUACGCCACAGAGGAGCCUGAGCGUCCUAUGGUGACGCUUGAGAUGUGCAUGACAGAGCUUGACGUUAAGAAAGCUGCUGUGUUCUUCAAGAACUCCACUGGUGGCAGCUGCACUUCAGCUAAAGAGAUGACGAAGCUCUCGGGGAUUCAUGAGAUCAUUCCCGAGAUGGAGAUCUGUGACUUCGAGUUUGACCCCUGUGGGUACUCGAUGAAUGGCGUCUUAGGGCCUGCAGCCUCCACCAUCCACGUGACACCCGAGGAAGGUUUCAGCUACGCAAGCUACGAAGCUAUGAACUUCGACCCCAGCUCACUGGUCUACAGCGAUGUGAUCAGGAGGGUCCUGGCAGGCUUCUCUCCUUCGGACUUCUCGGUCGCAGUUACCAUCUUUGGUGGCCGUGGGUUCGCCAAAUCAUGGGCGACGGGUGCAGACAUCGAUUCCUACAUGUGCGGUGAUCCUGUAGAGCAAGAGCUUCCUAGUGGCGGUCUGCUGAUGUACCAGAGCUUUACUGAUGUUCCCUCUGGCUCUGUAUCGCCAAGGUCGACCUUGCAGACGGAUGGCUGGAGCAGCGAUGGAAUGGAGAUGGCCUCAAAUGACGAGAUGUGUAUUGGCUGCUGGAAUGCGGUGAAGAAGGUGGUGAAGAAAGAUUUGGAUGCUUAAAGAUUUGGAUAACUUAGGUGGUUCUUCACCUAAGUUAUGAAGAAGUCUGAGACCUCUGUCUCUCUGUUCUUUUGGUUUCAGUUAAGCAGUUAGCUGGGCUACCGGCAAUUUGUUUGCUUAAUAUUUUUCCUGUUCAAUAAGUACUCUGGAUCUGCGUCUGCCAUAGUGCUUGAUAUUAUUUUUGUUGUUAGUCAGUGGGUCUUCAACGACUGAUGUUAUUCUUGUUCUCAACAGAAGCCAUCAACACGACAUGAGAUUAUUCUUGUUCAUCAACGUAACACUAGCAGUGUUAUUUAAUUAGUUACAUAGUCUCAGUAUGAGCACCAAGUUUUGUCAAUGUUUUGAUUCACACUCUUGUUGGACAGGUUUAUAACACAGCAUAUAUAUGUUUUUCC
Zea mays is the source of this 2095-nucleotide messenger RNA. Its product is annotated as S-adenosylmethionine decarboxylase proenzyme. Gene Ontology annotation, cellular component: cytosol. Gene Ontology annotation, biological process: spermine biosynthetic process; spermidine biosynthetic process. Gene Ontology annotation, molecular function: adenosylmethionine decarboxylase activity. The coding region runs from base 522 to 1700 and encodes 392 amino acids. The transcript has 3 exons. The record is from RefSeq and is a predicted model, not a curated record. NCBI's taxonomy places the organism in Eukaryota, Viridiplantae, Streptophyta, Magnoliopsida, Poales, Poaceae.